AUGGGUGUCAACAGCGCUUUUCUCCAUGCCGCCACCAUUGGCGAUGCCACCACCAUUGAGAAUGAAUAUCUCAAAGACAAAUCGAUCCUCACUGCCAAGGAUGCAGAUGGUCGGACAGCUCUUCACUUAGCCGCACUUCACAAAGACGUCAAGGUCCUCGAACUGCUUCUCAACUACGGCAUCGAGCCAUCAACCACCGACAACCGCGGCCAAACAGCACUACACAUUGCAGCCCAGCAAUCCUCCCUCGCCGUGGUCGAACUCCUCCUCAAGAGACGUGCCAAUUGGUCGAUCCGAGACCAUGACGGAAAUACACCUCUCUCCUACGCCUACCAACAAUAUUCCGUCGAGAUCCUCCGCCAGCAGGAAAUGGACUCCUCUCCAGAUAAGUGUCAACGCGCACGGCCGCUAGGUUUUGUGGAGUUAUUCGAAGCCAAUCUGGAACCAAAACAUUCCCUUCGGAAACUCAGUAUUUCCGAUUUACAAAUGAUGACUGACUCACCGGAUGACCAAUCGAAUUUAAUAGCUCUGUUUAUCUGA
Molecule: messenger RNA, 540 nt
Organism: Aspergillus oryzae RIB40
Lineage: Eukaryota; Fungi; Ascomycota; Eurotiomycetes; Eurotiales; Aspergillaceae
Product: ankyrin repeat domain-containing protein
Exons: 3
Coding region: 1-540 (179 amino acids)
Molecular function (GO): protein binding
Source: RefSeq, a predicted model, not a curated record